AUGCGUCUUUUGGAGAUUGACGGUGCUGGUGGAGUCAGAUUAACAGGGGAGUGGAUUGCGCCAAACAUUCCUCCAUAUGCCGCCUUGUCGCACACAUGGGGUAGAGCUACGGACGAGGUCAGCUUUGCGGAUAUGGGGGCAGGCCGUGGCACUAAUAAGCCUGGUUAUGAGAAAAUCAGAUUCUGCGCGAAGCAAGCCUUUGCUGACGGCUUGCGAUACUGCUGGGUCGAUACGUGUUGCAUUGACAAGUCGAACAGUACCGAGCUAGCGGAAGCCAUCAACUCCAUGUUUCUCUGGUACCAGCAUGCCAGCAGAUGCUAUGUCUAUCUUGCUGAUGUCUCGAUACCAGCGCUACGACCCAACCACAUAUAUAACGCAAAGUUUCUCGAAGAUUCUCUACGACUUAGCAGAUGGUUUACCCGGGGUUGGACUCUACAGGAGCUGGUGGCACCUAUCUCGGUUGAGUUCUUCUCUAAAGAAAGCCAACGUCUGGGAAGCAAGCUAGAAUUGGAGCAUUGUGUUGCCAAGAUAACCGGUAUCCCUUUCAUGGCUCUUCGAAACCUGCCACUUUCCGAAUUUACCAUUGAUGAGCGCAUGCAGUGGGCGCAGAGUAGGGUGACUACACGCCCUGAAGACGCAGCUUACUCAUUGAUGGGUAUUUUUGAUGUAUAUAUGGCCCUUCUCUAUGGCGAAGGAAGGGACAAUGCUUUUAAGAGACUCAGAGAAGAAAUUGAAAAAGCACACAAAGGUACGCAUGCUUAA
Messenger RNA from Beauveria bassiana ARSEF 2860, 762 nucleotides. Its product is annotated as Heterokaryon incompatibility. The coding region runs from base 1 to 762 and encodes 253 amino acids. The transcript has a single exon. Lineage: Eukaryota; Fungi; Ascomycota; Sordariomycetes; Hypocreales; Cordycipitaceae. The record is from RefSeq and is a predicted model, not a curated record.